AUGUCAGCAGAACAAGACCUACGCAAGGGCUGCCACGCUUACAUAGCGGGCACCCAUACUUCAUAUGGCUACGUUCCAUCCACUGCUGCAGGAAUUGUCUUUUGUAUCUUGUUCGGCCUCUCUACCAUUAUACACCUAAUUCAACUUGGUCGAUCUAGAACCUGGUGGUGCAGCGUCUUUGUCAUUGGUGGACUGGUCGAAAUCAUCGGCUGGGCGGGCCGAGCUUGGUCCUCUCAAUGCCCUUACAACUCGACUGCGUUUCUUAUGCAGAUCUCGACACUGAUCAUCGCCCCCGUCUUCUUCACUGCUGGUGUCUAUAUCAUCCUUGGUCGCUUGAUUCAAGUUUUCGGUCGCGACUGCUCCAUCCUUCGACCGAGUCUAUAUCUUUGGAUAUUUUGUACUUGCGACACGAUUUCCCUGGUCGUCCAGGCAAUCGGUGGUGGUAUGGCCUCAGUAGAAGUGAACAAAGUCAACGGCAACACAGAUCCAGGUACGAACACCAUGGUCGCAGGAAUAGUCUUUCAAUUGGCUUCCAUGAGCGUCUUUGUUGCUCUUGCAAUCGACUUUCUGGUUCGGUCCACUAGACGAGGCAUGUUGAAAUCCGGAAAGCAAUCUUCCAUUCCUAUACUAAGUGCCAUGACGCUGUCAUUGUUAUGCAUCUAUCUGAGGAGCAUAUACCGCACUAUAGAGCUUGUGCAGGGUUGGACGGGACACCUUAUUACGCAUGAGCAGUACUUUAUCGGGCUUGAUGGGGCCAUGAUGGUAAUCGCCGUUGGGAUCUUCAACUUUAUUCAUCCCGCAAGUUUCUUACCUCGAUCAUCCACAGAGGAUACAGGGGAGUGGCUGGAGAUAACACCGAGAUCCAAGACAAGGAAAUAA
Molecule: messenger RNA, 879 nt
Organism: Fusarium proliferatum ET1
Lineage: Eukaryota; Fungi; Ascomycota; Sordariomycetes; Hypocreales; Nectriaceae
Exons: 3
Coding region: 1-879 (292 amino acids)
Cellular component (GO): plasma membrane; fungal-type vacuole
Source: RefSeq, a predicted model, not a curated record